AACCAAAAAAUUCACAAACCAAACCAAAACAAAAAAAAAUAGCUUCUCUCUCUCUUCUCACCGGUUCAAUCACUAAACCAUGGCGACCUCCGUCGAUAACCGCCAUUAUCCCCGCCUCAACACCGCCAUGAACGGCGUCGUUCACGCUUUCAAACCUCCUCUCGUUCCAUCUCCUCGCUCAUUCGACCGCCACCGUCACCAAAACCAGUCUCUCGACGUCGUCCUCACCGAAAAAAUCGUCAAAGAAACCGAAGUCCUCACCACCACCGUCGUAGACAGUUACGACGACUCUUCCAGCGACGACGAAGACGAGAGCCAUAACCGUAACGUCCCUUACUACAAAGAGCUGGUUAAUAAAUCCAACAGCGAUUUAGAACCGUCGAUUUUAGAUCCGAGAGAUGAAUCAACUGCUGAUAGUUGGAUCCAACGUAACUCCUCCAUGAUCCGUCUCACCGGAAAACAUCCAUUCAACGCCGAAGCACCUCUUCCUCGUCUUAUGCACCAUGGAUUCAUCACUCCUGUCCCACUCCAUUACGUCCGUAACCACGGCGCAGUUCCAAAAGCGAAUUGGUCCGAUUGGUCAAUCGAAAUCACCGGACUCGUCAAACGUCCGGCGAAAUUCACCAUGGAAGAGCUAAUCUCCGAGUUCCCCAGCCGCGAAUUCCCGGUAACACUCGUCUGCGCCGGUAACCGCCGCAAGGAACAGAACAUGGUGAAGCAAACGAUCGGAUUCAAUUGGGGAUCCGCCGGAGUAUCAACUUCUCUCUGGAAAGGAGUUCCGUUAAGCGAAAUCCUCCGUCGAUGUGGGAUCUAUAGCCGGAGAGGCGGCGCGUUAAACGUUUGCUUUGAAGGAGCGGAGGAUCUUCCCGGCGGCGGCGGAUCUAAAUACGGAACAAGUAUUAAGAAAGAGAUGGCGAUGGAUCCUGCUAGAGAUAUUAUAUUAGCUUAUAUGCAAAACGGUGAGCUUUUAACGCCGGAUCAUGGGUUUCCGGUUCGGGUCAUUGUACCCGGUUUUAUCGGUGGCCGGAUGGUUAAAUGGUUAAGGCGAAUCAUCGUCACGCCUCAAGAAUCUGACAAUUACUAUCACUACAAAGACAAUCGAGUCCUUCCUUCUCUUGUUGAUGCUGAGCUGGCAAAUUCCGACGCUUGGUGGUAUAAGCCUGAAUACAUAAUCAACGAGCUUAAUGUAAACUCGGUGAUUACAACACCUGGUCACGAAGAGAUUUUACCGAUUAAUGCAUUCACUACUCAGAAGCCGUACACAUUAAAAGGCUACGCUUACUCUGGAGGAGGUAAGAAGGUAACGAGAGUUGAGGUGACUCUAGAUGGAGGAGACACGUGGAGUGUUUGUGAGCUUGACCACCAAGAGAAACCGAACAAGUACGGCAAGUUCUGGUGCUGGUGUUUCUGGUCACUAGACGUUGAGGUUCUUGAUCUGCUCAGUGCUAAAGACUUCGCGGUUCGAGCCUGGGACGAGUCUUUGAACACCCAGCCUGAUAAACUCAUCUGGAACCUCAUGGGGAUGAUGAACAAUUGCUGGUUCAGGAUUAGGACCAACGUGUGCAAGCCUCAUAGAGGAGAGAUAGGGAUAGUUUUCGAACACCCGACCCGACCUGGAAACCAAUCGGGUGGGUGGAUGGCAAAGGAACGUCAGCUUGAGAUUUCCUCUGAAUCCAACCAAACCUUGAAGAAAUCUGUCUCAUCUCCUUUCAUGAACACUGCCUCAAAGAUGUAUUCAAUGUCCGAAGUUAGAAAACACAACUCUGCUGACUCUGCAUGGAUCAUCGUCCACGGUCACAUCUAUGACUGUACACGUUUCUUGAAAGAUCAUCCAGGAGGCACAGAUUCUAUCCUCAUCAACGCUGGUACGGAUUGCACCGAAGAGUUUGAAGCCAUUCACUCUGACAAAGCCAAGAAGCUUUUAGAAGAUUACCGUAUCGGUGAGCUCAUCACCACUGGCUACGACUCUUCCCCCAACGUCUCUGUCCAUGGUGCCUCAAACUUAGGUCCUUUGUUAGCUCCAAUCAAAGAGCUAGCUCCUCAAAAGAACAUUGCUUUGGUUAACCCACGUGAGAAAAUUCCGGUUAGACUCAUCGAGAAGACUUCGAUCUCUCAUGACGUUCGUAUCUUCCGAUUUGCAUUACCGGUAGAAGAUCAACAGCUUGGUUUACCUGUGGGGAAGCACGUUUUCGUCUGCGCCAAUAUAAACGACAAACUCUGUCUCAGAGCUUAUACGCCAACCAGUGCCAUCGACGCCAUUGGUCAUAUCGACCUAGUCGUCAAAGUUUACUUCAAAGACGUCCAUCCAAGGUUUCCCAAUGGAGGACUCAUGUCACAACACUUAGACUCGUUACCAAUCGGGUCAAUGAUAGACAUCAAAGGUCCAUUAGGACACAUCGAGUACAAAGGUAGAGGCAACUUCUUGGUCAGCGGCAAACCCAAGUUUGCUAAGAAACUAGCCAUGCUCGCCGGAGGAACAGGCAUUACUCCGAUAUACCAGAUCAUUCAAUCUAUAUUGAGUGAUCCAGAGGACGAAACCGAGAUGUAUGUGGUUUACGCAAACAGAACCGAGGAUGACAUACUUGUGAGGGAAGAGCUAGAUGGAUGGGCUAGUAAACAUAAGGAGAGGCUAAAGAUUUGGUACGUCGUUGAAAUCGCAAAGGAAGGUUGGAGUUACAGUACCGGGUUUAUAUCCGAAGCUGUGCUUAGGGAACAUAUCCCUGAAGGUUUGGAAGGCGAAUCGCUCGCACUCGCUUGCGGACCACCGCCUAUGAUUCAGUUCGCGUUGCAGCCGAAUCUAGAGAAGAUGGGUUACAACGUGAAGGAGGAUCUCUUGAUCUUCUAGAUUUGCUCAAGUUGUAUAUGCUAUUGGAAAUUCGAAAGUCGAUAACAAGUAUCGCUUAUGUAAAUACAUGGUUAUUUGGGUACUUUUGUUAGAGUUGUUGUUUAUAAGAGCUCCAAAUGUAUAUUGUAUAAAAUUGUGUUUAAUUU
Arabidopsis arenosa is the source of this 2991-nucleotide messenger RNA. NCBI's taxonomy places the organism in Eukaryota, Viridiplantae, Streptophyta, Magnoliopsida, Brassicales, Brassicaceae. The record is from the annotation of a GenBank genome assembly.